Messenger RNA from Drosophila erecta, 4480 nucleotides. RefSeq names its product probable sodium/potassium/calcium exchanger CG1090. The coding region runs from base 437 to 2383 and encodes 648 amino acids. NCBI's taxonomy places the organism in Eukaryota, Metazoa, Arthropoda, Insecta, Diptera, Drosophilidae. The transcript is spliced from 7 exons. Gene Ontology annotation, molecular function: calcium channel activity; calcium, potassium:sodium antiporter activity. The record is from RefSeq and is a predicted model, not a curated record. Gene Ontology annotation, biological process: intracellular calcium ion homeostasis; calcium ion transmembrane transport. Gene Ontology annotation, cellular component: membrane.
GCGAAGUUGUGCGCCAGACGACGCUGCAUCAGUUCGCGCUUAGACGUCAUCGGUGGAAAACCAGGCCAGCUCGAUCCACUCUAGCCUCGCCUCGACUCGUCUCGUUUUAGUCCGUGAGAUACUCGAUUCGAACCGCACAUACUUGACCACGUUCCUCCGGCGGAGGAAAAGGGCCAAAAUCAUCGAUUGUAAAAUGAUAUGCUAGACGAAACCCUACUUCGCAGCCCCGAGUGAACCGAGAUUAAGUGAAAGGCCGAUGGAUUAGUGGUGCUGGCCAAGUGAACUCAACUCUCCGGCUGACCCCUCACAUGUUUUCCAAGGCAACGGUUUCUUCUGUAUCUGUUUUCCGCUAAAAAUCUAACUACCGCCUGUAAUUAAAGAGCCCAUAAAUCCGCGGAGAGUAAACCUAGAGCUGAGCCACCAGUCAACAGUGAAAAUGAUUGUACGCCGUCGAUCCCGCCGUGCCCGCAUGUGGAACAUGGGGCUGUUGUUUUUAAUUUAUUACUGCGUCAGCAUCUACUCCGCCAAAGGAGACACUAAAGAUGGACAGUCCCUGCCUCUGGAUGUGGGCGCACUGGCCGAGGAUGCUGGCGAUGCCGAGGCCAACGGAGAGGAUACUCCAGAGAGAAACACAGAGGGCCAUUCCGUCCAGGACACAACACUGGCGUUUGAGGCUCAGGCGACCACGCAAUCGACCCCCAUUCAUAACGCGGUUCCCACCUGGCGCCCAAAGCGGGAAAACUGCACGCCCCCGGCAAUCGAGCAGUUCCCACAGCCGCUAAUGAACAAGUGGGCGCGGCAGCAUGGCGGCCUUAUCCUCCACAUACUGGUGGCAGUCUUCACUUUUUUCGGGUUGGCAAUAGUUUGCGAUGAGUACUUUGUGGCCAGUCUGGAUCGGCUUUGCGAGGAGCUAAAGCUAUCGCCAGAUGUCGCGGGAGCCACGUUUAUGGCCGCCGGAAGCUCGGCACCUGAGCUGGCUACUGUGGUGAUAGGAGUGUUCUUUGCUAAGGACGACAUCGGCAUCAGCGGGGUCAUCGGAUCGGCCGUAUUUAACAUUAUGUUCGUGAUAUCCGUUUGUGCCCUAUGCUCCGGUACCGUCUGCCAACUAAAUUGGUGGCCCCUGGUACGGGACUGCUUCUUUUACUGUGUUUCUAUUCUCGUAAUGUUAAUAAUCAUCUUCAACGACGUUAUAUCCUGCUUUGAGUCCGUCGUGAUGCUGCUCUGCUACGUAGGAUACUGCGUGGCCCUCCACUUUAAUACGGAGCUGGAACACUGGGCAAUGGGUCUGAACUUACCGUUCAAGCUGCCCAGCAAGGAGGAGCAGUCAGCUCUGGUAACCUACAGAAACGUGCCAGAAGGAUCCUACACGCAGGAAAGUGUCGCCCAGACCCAGGGACAGAAGGCCACAAAUGUAAACGAGAGCACAAGUGCGCAGCCGCAGAGCGACUACCAGAAUUACAGCGAUCCGAAUCCGACCUGGGACCCGAACGCUGCCUGGGGAGAUGAGAACCAGCCGAAUCCAGUUGCCAAUCCACCGCCCGUUGACGACUGGGGCAUGGGCCACAGUGGCCAGGAGAACAUGGGCUACCACGCCGACCAGCCAGAGUCUGUGGUCACUGGCGAGGAGGCAUCUGCGGCUGCCAAGGGUGGCCAGGGUGGUGGACAGGGUGUGUCUACUCAGCCCACCUCGGCGGGAGGAGUGGACUACUACAAGUCCACGGACAAGCAGCGGGAGCCGCGCCGCGAUCCCCUUCUGCGACCCACGGAAGGAGGGCUGCCAGCCCUGGUUUCGUGGUAUGUGGUUUACCCGAUCCACUUCCUCUGCAAGAAUACGAUGCCCGACUGUCGGCAGGAGCAGUAUCGCAACUGGUACCCCUUCACCUUCCUAAUGUCGAUGGUGUGGAUAUCGUUCUACUCCUACUUUAUGGUGUGGAUGAUUACAGUGAUAGGGUCCACGCUUGCCAUCCCGGACACCGUGAUGGGUUUGACGUUUGUGGCCGCUGGCGUGUCUGUCCCGGAUGCCCUAAGCUCAAUAGCCGUUAUCAAAGAGGGCUUUGGCGACAUGGCCGUGUCAAACGCAAUUGGCUCGAAUGUCUUUGAUAUACUAGUGUGCUUAGGUCUUCCCUGGUUCAUACAGACGGCCAUCAUAAAGCCCGGCUCGCACGUCAACGUAAUAUCUAAGGGACUAGCAUACUCCACGCUGUCGCUCUUCUCCACCGUUGUCUUCUUGAUCCUGUCGACGCACUUAAACGGCUGGAAGCUGGACAAGCGACUGGGCAUCAUUCUCAUGGUCUGGUAUUUGUUCUUUAUCACGCUGGCGUCGCUUUACGAGUUGAAUGUCUUUGGCUACAUGAACCCACCAGAGUGCCCCAGCACCUACUAAGCUCCAGACGAUGACAGCAGUGGAUCUACAUACAUGAUAAUUGCCAGCACCAAGUUUCGAAUACCACAUUUACAUACAUGUAGAGUUGUUCAAGGCCGCAGCUAUAACAAACCCAAAACACUGAAAACACAAAGAAAACGACGCAUUAGGAGUAAUAUUUACCUAACGUUAAUUAGAGGAGAAAUUUAAUACUCAAAACGCGUUUUACAUGGAUUUUUACAUUGCACCAAAAGAAUGAUAAACCAAAAAAUAAAUAUUGUAAAUGUAAAUGUAUACUAUAUUUAUUAAUACGUAUUGUAAGGACACAUAGGAAAAUGAUAACCAAUAAUGGUGUAAUUUCUUUUCCAUUGAAAAUUUUUUUAAAUUUUCGCAAUUAUAUUACAAUUAAAUUUAAAAAUGUUCGUUAACUUCAAAACAAAACACGGUCUUUGUGGGCUUCAUUUUUUUGUUUCUCCGAUGAUCAUUGCGAAACUUGCAUAAGAUGAUUGAAGGUUUAGUAAUGAAACUCACGCGUAUAGGAAGAGGGCCACUUACCGUAUAUAAUUAUUGUUAUGAUUUUCAACGACAUAAAAUGAUUUUUUAAACUCCAGAUCUUUUAAAAAAGUUUCUCAAUUUAAAGGGAAUUACACAUGAAUAUGUAAGAAAAGAAAAGUAAUUAUAAAGCAAAAAUACAACUGUAGAUAGGGAGACAAAUUUAUAUAAUUAAAAACAAAGAACAAGCAAAAUUAGGUAUUGCAGAUAAGGGUUUUAAUUAACAACACAAUAUGCCCACAAAACUUAUGCAAAUCUAUAAUAUAACUUAGUCGAGUUAUGUUUAUGUAUAUACUUUUGAUUCACAUCUCUUUUCUAUACUUUAAUUAAUUAUAGACCCUUAUUUUCGGAUUCUCGAAACAAUCUCCGUUGACUGUUGAAAUUACUCUCCUCCUAGUUUUAAACCAAGAGAACGAAUAUUUAGAGACAGACCAGAUAUGCAGAGCUAUAAGCUGAACAAGAACAACGAAUUUUAUUUAAAAUUUGAUUACGAAAUUUGUUCUUCAAAUAAAUAAGAACAAAUUGUUAAUUUAACUUGAUUUGCAAUCGAUUAUUUAACGAAACUAAUAAAACAUCCUAGCUGUUCGAAAUAUAAAUUAUCAGUAAAGUGCAAAGACAUUAAUUACGACGGCAAUUAAUCGUGUCAAUUUAUUAUUGUAAAUAAUAACCACAUAUAAAUAUUUAUUGAGCAAUGGAACACAUAUUAAACAAUUCAGGUCAAUUGUGCUGCAUUCUACGUUCAAAACCAGUCAUUUUCACGGUUCAGUGUAUGUGUUUUCUUAAAGGUUUAAAAUGAUAAAGUGUUAAUUUUAAAGGUUUCACAUACCGAUUCUUGGUAAUUGCAUUGAGACCAUCAUCAGUAGCACAUUUUACCGCAUUUUGCAGGUUUGUUGUUUCAAAAAUUCAAUGUAAAAGUUGAUAGUCAUUAAACAGUACAACUCAGAACCACACCAAGAGUAUAUUUUAAGUAUGUGUUAUUUGUCUAUUAUAAGAGAAUUCAAUGCACGCGUUAUAUGAUGUUAGCCGUUUGGCAGUAUGUAAUUACUUCUUGGCCUACCCAGCUCCUGAAACCGGUCCGAUUCCGGCUGAUUAUUCACCUUCACAAGAAUUAGUAUCCCGUAUAAAGACGUUGCAGCUGGUGGUCGAUUAUGACACGGAAACAGAAUCAGGCGUUUAGCUAAAAGCAAUGUCUGAGACAAAUAGUAUGUAUCCAGUAUAUGCACCCAGUUAUCCACAUACAACAACCGAUACUAUUCAUGUGGACAAGCUCAAAUCAUAGUUAAGUACUACAUAUAUAAAUACAUAUUAAUUCUACAUAUUUAUACAGAGCGAGGACAUACAUACACUUACAAAUACAGCAUUCUCCUUAAAGGCUAUAGAUUAUGUAAACAAUCUUCCAGAACCGAAUCAAUCACAAGCUAGGCAUAGUCAGCGAUCAACUUUUAAGUUAUCAAUCAGAGUCGACCUGCGAGUUUUAAAUUUCAGCUCAAAAAUAUCUUUUAUCCUCUCUCCUGUGAGCAAAUUGUUACUUUUUUAUGUUGAUAAUAAUAUAUAAUGAUGGUAAUA